AGCCAAUAGGGUCACGGCAGGGGGCGUGGCGGGAGGUUUGAAACUCAGCUUCGGGAGUUGAGGCUCCAUCUGCUGUGCGCCAAAGGUGGAGUUGGGGCCCGGCAUCCCCUCCUUGCCCCGGGCCGGGCCCUGCUCUACCCUCUGCCAUCCGGUUGAGAUGGGCUCAGCCAAGAGCGUACCGGUCACUCCAGUGCGGCCCCCGCCGCACAACAAGCAUCUGGCUCGAGUGGCGGACCCGCGUUCACCUAGUGCCGGCAUCCAGCGCACUCCCAUCCAGGUGGAGAGCUCUCCACAGCCAAACCUAACAGCAGGGGAGCAGCUGGAGCAUCCUAAUCAGGCCCAGGACUCAGAUCCCCGCUCUCCUACCCUUGGUAUUGCACGGACACCUAUGAAGACCAGCGGCGGAGAGCUCGAAACUCCACUGGUGAAACAGCUGAGUGAAGUAUUUGAGACCGAAGCCCCCAAAUCAAAUUUCCCCCCAGAGCCUAUUCUGCCCCUAGAGGCACCUUCAUCUUCUGAAUUGGACUUGCCUCUGGGCACCCAGCAUUCCCCUGAGGACCAGAUGCCACAUGGGAGCCAGACUGAGCACCCCUCCAAGCAGGUGUUUUCCGAGGAAGAAACAGGACAGCCCUCAGAAACUCUUAUGGCCAGCCAGGGCUUAGACAAGCAUAUGAGAGACCCCGAGACGCCCAGACCUUCAGGUUCUAAGCGCAAUAGGCGGAAACCAAAUGGCAAGGUACUAGGGAGAUCUCCCCUCACCAUCCUGCAGGAUGACAACUCCCCUGGGACUCUGACACCACGACAGGGUAAGCGACCUUCUCCCCUGAGUGAAAAUGUUAGGGAACUAAAGGAAGGGGCCAUUUUGGGAACUGGACGACUCCUGGACCAUGACAAGGAAAAUCAACACUUUGCUUUGGUAAAGAACUAGGCCAUGCAUGGCCCCAGCCCUGGGUUCACCAGGGGUCUAGUGAUGUUCUGAGUCCUCUCACCCCUUCUUUCCCUGGGAGACUGGAAAGACUCAUUUUCUUGACUCCUCCUGAACUGCCACCUCUGGACCUGAGAGCUUUCUUAGGUUUUGUGUGUUAUGUGUUUUUUGUAUAUUAAAGGAAGUGAUUUUAAAUGA
This is a messenger RNA of Miniopterus natalensis, 1123 nucleotides long. RefSeq names its product cell division cycle associated 3 (gene CDCA3). NCBI's taxonomy places the organism in Eukaryota, Metazoa, Chordata, Mammalia, Chiroptera, Miniopteridae. The record is from RefSeq and is a predicted model, not a curated record.